Messenger RNA from Brassica oleracea var. oleracea, 1924 nucleotides. RefSeq names its product separase-like. The record is from RefSeq and is a predicted model, not a curated record. Lineage: Eukaryota; Viridiplantae; Streptophyta; Magnoliopsida; Brassicales; Brassicaceae. Gene Ontology annotation, cellular component: nucleus; mitotic spindle; cytoplasm. Gene Ontology annotation, biological process: meiotic chromosome separation; proteolysis. Gene Ontology annotation, molecular function: cysteine-type endopeptidase activity. Bases 8 to 1504 code for a protein of 498 amino acids. The transcript is spliced from 10 exons.
UCGCUCAAUGAGUCGAUCACUUGAAGAACGACCUCAAAACUUUCCUGCUGAGAAGUGUAGAUUCAUUGAUGAAUCUGAUAUCUCUGAUGCAAAGGGGUUGAUGCGGGACACUAGAAACACAAUCUGCGUUUGCAUCAAUAGAAUAAGUCAGCAGCACCUCUCUAACGAAGUUACAAGAUCUGGAUUGCCGAAUAACUUUAUAAGUUUGAAAUGGCAAUUUUACCAAAGGAGGCUUGCGUGCACGGUUCUUGUCAGCCUUGGAAAAUGUUUGGCUAAAUCUGGAAAGGUUCAUCAAGCACAUGGGGUAAUUUUGCAUAGCAUCGCUGCUUUAUAUAACAGUACCGUAUCCAUCCUCAGCUCACCUUCUUCUCGCAGUCCAUUGCUGGAUUUUAUUGGGAAGGAAAUCAAAGGAGAUGUAUUUGGUCUUGAUCGUGCAAGAAUAUUAUACAACUUGUGCAAGUUGAGUCUUCAAACUUACCACUCCAGGUCUGUUUUAUGUGAUUUAUCACAUAUUCCAUAUCAGACGCUGGUUUCAUUGUUAACUUUGGCAUUUGUACUUAGCAGAGAGGAUCCGAUACUCUGUCGAAAGAUUUCAAGGUUGCUUGCUGUGUUAUACUUGGUCUCUUCUAUAGGGUCUGAGUUCUCAUUCCCCUGUGACGGAGAGCUUUCUUUAAGUCAUUGGGUUACAUAUUAUCAUCAAGCCUCUCUUGGUGCUAAUAUCAACUACCACUUCUUGUCAAAAUUUAUCAAAUCAGGACGCAACUCAAAUAAAGAGGCUUCUCAAGAAUUCGACUUUCUCAGGCUUGCUCCCAAAAGCACCGACGGUCUUGUUAAGUUUGCAAAAAACUUUUUCAAUGGUCUACCAGAAACGACAGCCAUCUGCAUUAGCGUGCUUGGAGGCACACUGAGUAAAUUGUUGCAAGAGUUAUUGAAAAGCCCCCAAGUUUGUGGGUGGCUGCUCUUGUCACGGUUGAGCUCAAAGAGUCAGCAGCCUUUAGCUGUACUUCUGCCAAUUUAUUCUUCACUUGGAGAAGGUGGGAUUGAAAAGAUGGAUAAAAGAUGGGAUUCUCCAUGGGGUUCCACAGUGGUGGAUGUUGUCGCUCCAGCAUUUCGAUUAAUAUUGAAGGAGUACAACUUUGCUGGUUCUCAGGUUCCUAUGGAAGAUGAAAAAUUGAGGUGGAAGGAGAUAGACGAACUUGAACUUCGUCUUAAUAAAUUGCUAAGAAACCUUGAAGACACCUGGUUGGGUCCCUGGAGGCAUCUGCUUUUGGGAGAGUCUUCAAAUAGUAAAUCGCAUGAGUCCACGCAAAAGAAGCUGGUUGAAGAGCUAAGGGCCAAAUGUAAUAUGGAAGUAAAUGAGACACUUCUAAAGGUUUUCCUUGGAAAUGAAACAGCCGACGGCGGCGACGCAUGGAUAUCUCAGCUUUGUUCAAAGAAUGGUUGCUACAUAGGAGGUCAUCCAAGUGACCAUAUUGAUGAAGAAAAUUGGAACCAGUAUAUCUGAUGACCUUCAAAGUAGGUACCGGCUAGCCUUACAACUGAUACGGGACUCAGGGAUCAAGCUAGAGGAUUAUAAUGAGAAGAGAGAACCGAUAAUACUUGUGUUGGAUCAUGAGAUUCAGAUGCUUCCAUGGGAGAACAUUCCAACAUUGAGAAGACAAGAAGUAUACCGUAUGCCUUCUGUGGGUAGUAUAUCAGCAGUGCUUAAGAAAAGCUGUUACCGAGAAGAUCCUUCUCCCUUCCUUGUGAUUGAUCCUCGAGAUUCUUGUUAUCUAUUAGAUCCUUGUUGUCUAUUAAAUCCGAAUAAUUGCAAAACAUUGCAAACCGUGCUUGAAGGAUUGUCCGAGAUUAAGGAAAUCAAGGUAGAAGCUGGAUUAGAGCCACGUGCUCCUUCUGCUCAGGAGCUAAAGGAUGCGUUGGGAAC